This is a messenger RNA of Oryzias latipes (Japanese medaka), 1509 nucleotides long. It is a transcript of the gene tm4sf1, whose product is annotated as transmembrane 4 L six family member 1. The record is from RefSeq and is a predicted model, not a curated record. Lineage: Eukaryota; Metazoa; Chordata; Actinopteri; Beloniformes; Adrianichthyidae. Gene Ontology annotation, cellular component: membrane.
UCCCACUCCUACACACUAACCCUAAGCAAGCCUCUUCCACUUCGCUCCUUUUUUUUUUUUUUUAACAAUUUCUGGCUCCCCAGCUGCUAAGACCCUUCCCUCUGAGCGUUCUUUUUCCCUCUCGCCUCAGCCAGCUGCAGCUUUCUCCACUUCUCCUUGUAGUUUGGUUUUUGAAGGAGAAAUGUGUUGUUCAGUGGGCUUUGCCCGUUCCUUGGGACUGGCACUGUUGCCACUUGCCCUCUGCUGUAUUGUGGCCAACCUGCUGCUGCUGUUUCCAAUGGGAGAAACUACCUACAUAGAGCAGGAUCAUCUAUCAAGAUACAUCUGGUACUUUGGUGGACUAGGAGGUGGCGGACUCCUGAUGCUGAUUCCAGCUGUGGUCUUUAUCACUCUGGGGAAAUGCAGCUGUUGCUGGAAUGAGAGCCUAAUGAUGUGUGGGUCGGUUUUCGCAGCUGUCAUUGGCCUCGUGGGUUCUGGAUAUUGCUUCAUCAUAUCGGGGCUUGCCUUGCUGCAGGGUCCUUACUGCUUCACUUCACUUGGGUGGAGAUACCCCUUUUCAGAGCUAGGUGGCAGCUAUCUGCUAGAGCCAGAGUCGUGGUCCAAGUGCCACCAACCCGUUCAUAUUGUGGAAUGGAACAUAACCUUGCUGUGUGUGUUACUGGGUCUGGCUGUGCUGGAGUUCGUCAUCUGUCUCUUACAGUUGGGCAACGGUCUAGUCAACGCCAUCUGUCGACCUUGCUGCUACAAGCAGCAGUACAGCCUAAAUGCUUAGAAUUGUCACUCAUGUGUCGGCACUUGUACGUCCAGAGUACACACAACAGCACUGGUUUUUCACUGAAACUCACACGCACCAUUUUUAAACAAACAUCAGAUGUAUGGUGUUGUUUUCAUGUUUAAGGAUUAAAACUGUCAUGCAGUCAGGGGUAAAAAGAAACUAAGGCUACAAAUGUAAGUUUGUACUGCAGUUUAGGGAAGUUCUACAGGAAUGAUAAAACAGAAACGUGGGGUUUUUGAUCAUUUGCAAUACUUUUUUUUUAAUAGAAUAGGUGGUACAUUCCGUCUGAAGUUUUGGCAAAAAAAUUCCUAUUACUGUAAUAAACAUUAAAUGGGUCUUAUUUUUAUAUAUGCGUUGUUUGUAUACCUAAGAAAUCAUGUGUCUGUUGCAAAAACAGACUUUGGCAACAAAUGAAGGAAUUUGUGGUCAUUCUCCAUGAGAUUGUUAGAAUUUGAGAUUCAGGAUUGUCAAAAUUGAUUUUACAGUUUUUGUGUGCUUUUUUGCAUAUCUGAGCGAACACUGAAGUUUCCUAUCUUUGAAGUUUGAAUGUGUGCUUUUGAUGUUGAUGUAACAAGAAAAUGUAAAAUGAUGUUUUUUUAGAUUUAUUUGCGAUAAUAGUUCAUUGUAAACCAACAUCAUAUAAAUAUAUAUAUAUAUACAUUUAGUGUUCCUACUUUGUACAUGUUCAUGUUUUUAGAGAACGCAUUACUUUAAGAUAAAAGGACUUAUGUUUA